This is a messenger RNA of Bipolaris maydis ATCC 48331, 810 nucleotides long. RefSeq lists its product as uncharacterized. The record is from RefSeq and is a predicted model, not a curated record. Lineage: Eukaryota; Fungi; Ascomycota; Dothideomycetes; Pleosporales; Pleosporaceae.
AUGUCAUCAAUAUUCGGGAUUGAUCAAUUUCUGAAAUGGCGUGCGAGCAAAUACACGAUUAUGAAAGAAAUUCAAGAUACUGUGUGGUAUGCACGAUGUACUCAAAAGAUUCCCGCAACGCACUUCGUACCUCCGAUCCUGAUUGAUGAAAUCAACGAGCCAUCUAUCCCUACAACUAUAGUUCUGAAACACUCGCAAGAAGACCUUCUAGAAGCGUCUGUUGCGAAGAAACUAAAUCGGCGAGAAUUGAAAUACAUGUCGCGAUGCGUCCUUGAGGCAAUCAAGACUUUACAUGAUGAUGGGUUCGUGCACGCAAGUACGAAGUCCAACUGGGCGACUUGGGUGGAUGUUACCCCACUGAUUCAGAGUGGACUACAUUUGGCACCAUGGUGGGAACGCCAAUGUGGACGAGCCUACAGAUUAUCUUAUGAAUACCAUGAAAUAUUGCCGCUGACAUAUGCUCGUUCGCUCAUCAGCCUCAUUUACGGUGGGCACUUCAACUUUUUCAGACCCAAGGGAAUGAUACAGGAUGACGAAUGGUACUCACUUGGGGUUAUCGAUAAUCAAUUCAAAUUCUUUGCUCCUUACCCGGCUAAAAUUGCUAAGAUUGCACAGAUAGAAGCAGCUCUAUCCAUUCUUUACCUCGUACAGUCGAUUCCACAUGAGAAGACAACUACAUCUAUACGGGCUGCUGAGAAGGAAGUAACCAAAAGAGACAAUGUCUUCAUAUCCAAGAUGAUGAAGCUUGACCGGAGAGACCGCCCAACAGCGAAGGAGCUGGUGGAAGACGAUUGGUUGGAAAAAAGAUGA